AUGGCCAGCAGAAUAUUUCUGUUGUGCCUGUUUGUUUCGUGUCUGACUGUGAAUUAUAUAGAAUGUGGUAGAAGCGGGGGAAGGAGCCGAGGAGGGGGCGGUGGCAGAAGCAGAGGAGGUUUCUCUUUUGGCUUUGGUUCCUCGAGCCACGGUUCUAAGCACAGUUGGAGCUCAAGCUCCUCAUCGUCUUCACACAGUUCAGGAUCACACGGAUAUCCUUCAUCGUCUUCUGGUUUAUCUGGUUAUGGGUCCGGCCACCAUUCAUACCCUUCGUCGUCAUCAGGAUUAUCUGGACAUGGUUCUAACUCACACACAUAUCCAUCAUCGUCCUCAGGAUUGUCUGGAUACGGCUCCUCAUCUUCUGGACCUACAUGGCACUUUGGAUCAUCCAGUUACCCGUCAUCAUCAUCAGGACUGUCUGGCUCUGGGUCGAGUUACAGACCUACGUCGAAUCACCAUUAUCACCAUACCAACGUGCACUACUCCUCACACCCACCAACAUACUACUCUGCACCGCAGUACGUAUAUGUACAAGAUUACAGAAACUCCGACAGUCGUUACGGAGACUUGCUGACUGGUUUGUCGCUGUACAACCUCGGUCGCUCACACAGUCACUACCAUAACCACUACUAUUAUGAUGAUUACUACAGACACAGGUAUGACUCCCCAUCAUACGGUUCCUCCUCAUACAGUUCGCAGAACAAACCACAAGAUGAAGCAAAUUGCGUACUGAAAGUAAAAGAAAACGGACGAGAGGAAGCUCUGAAAAUUCCUUGUGAAAUUGUUUCAACCUUUACUCAAGAUAGUAAAAAAGUGGAUCUACCGCAGCAAACUCAGGUGAAUAAAACUAAGUGUACGACAACUAUUACCAACAAGCCAAUGCCAGUGACUACAACAUCCACUACGACAACGACGACGACGGAAAAACCAUUUAAUGGUUUUCCAGAUAAUUUCGACAACCUUUCAUUGAACGAGAUGCUGGCUUACGCCGAUGCGGUAGGGAAAAUGACGUUAGCGCCAAACGGUACUCUUAUAAUGCCACCGGUAAGCCCUCGUGGACAGUCUAGUCCAAGCUUUACCUUACCAGAGUGGGAACCCACGAAGGUUGUAGCCACCACGGAGCCACCGCACCCGCCUGUAACGACAGUGACUACAGAGACUUCAUCAGUGAACGGUACUGUCUCAUACAUCACCAAGACGGUGACAACUAACGCGACUAUGGUGAAUGUGACAGUGUGUACUACUAAUUCGACCUUUGUUGAUCCUUUGAGUGCAAAAGGGUCACCGGUGGACCCUAAUAAUAUGGAGUGUGCCGUAGAAAUUCAAACAAAAGACGCUUAUUUACGUAAUGUUGUCGAUUGUAAAACUUUGAUGAAAUACGCCAAAAUGCCGGAGCCAAAGCCGGACACUGGCAUAUUACCCCCUAGAGAAAAACUGAAAACGUGGUUAGACAACCCUCCCUGGUGGAUGUCUCUGUUUAUUGCAGUGUAA
Messenger RNA from Spodoptera littoralis (African cotton leafworm), 1491 nucleotides. The record is from the annotation of a GenBank genome assembly. NCBI's taxonomy places the organism in Eukaryota, Metazoa, Arthropoda, Insecta, Lepidoptera, Noctuidae.